AUGAAAAUAUAUGAAAUUACCUCUGGGGCCGGAAUUUUCCUACUAACCCUCUCUCUGUCUCUGUCUCUCUCUCUUUCUCUCUCUUCAUCUCCCCCUCUCUCUGUCUCUAUCCCCCUCUCUCCCUCUAUCUCUCCCGCUGUCUGUCUCUGUCUCUCCCUCUUUCUCUCUCUUCAUCUUUCUCUCUCUGUGUCUCUCUUCCUCUCUCUCCCCAUCUCUCUUUCUUUCUGUCUCUCUCUCUCUCUCUGUCUCUCCCUCUGUCUGUCUCUGUCUCUCCCUCUUUCUCUCUCUUCAUCUUUCUCUCUCUGUGUCUCUCUCCCUCUGUCUCCCCCUCUCUCUUUCUUUCUGUCUCUCCCUCUGUCUCUCUCUGUCUGUCUCUUCCUCUCACUCAUUCUCUCCCUUCAUCUCCCUCUUCCUCUUUUUCUCUCUCUCCCUCUCUCUGUAUGCCUCUCCCUCUUUCUCUCUCUUCAUCUCCCUCUUCCACUUUAUCUCUUGUUCUCCCUCUCUGUCUGUCUGCUUCUCCCUCUUUCUCUCUUUUCAUCUUCCUCUCUCUGUGUGUCUCUCUCCCCCUCUCUCCAUCUCUCUCCCUCUCCCUUUUCUCUCUCUUCAUCUCCCUCUCUGUCUCUCUACCUCUCUCUCCACCUCUCUACCCAUCUCUCCAUCUCCCCUUUCUCUCUCUUCAUCUCCCUCUCUCUCUCCCUCUCUCUCUUCCACUCUCUCUCUCACUCUCUCCGGUUUUCUUUCUAUAACGCACAUUUAGAUAAUAAGUUUUCAUGGUUUAUAUUUUUUUUAUAUCUAUCUAUCUAUCUAUCUAUCUAUCUAUCUAUCUAUCUAUCUGUUUGCCUGUCUCUUAAAACUUAUACUAUAUACUAUACUUAUCUAAUUAUCAUUAUCUAUCUAUCUAUCUAUCUAUCUAUCUAUCUAUCUAUCUAA
Molecule: messenger RNA, 930 nt
Organism: Acanthosepion pharaonis
Lineage: Eukaryota; Metazoa; Mollusca; Cephalopoda; Sepiida; Sepiidae
Source: the annotation of a GenBank genome assembly